This is a messenger RNA of Macrosiphum euphorbiae (potato aphid), 837 nucleotides long. The record is from the annotation of a GenBank genome assembly. NCBI's taxonomy places the organism in Eukaryota, Metazoa, Arthropoda, Insecta, Hemiptera, Aphididae.
AUGGCGUUAAAUUUGAAAGUGAAAGUACACCCUGUUGUGUUGUUUCAAAUCGUGGAUGCGUAUGAACGUAGAAAUGUCGAUGCUCAUCGAGUAAUUGGUACAUUGAUGGGUACGGUCGAUAAAGGUGUAGUUGAAGUGACCAAUUCUUUUGGUGUCCCUCAUAAAGAAUAUGAAGACACUGUUGAAGCUGAUAUUGUUUAUGCAGCAGAUAUGUUCAAAAUGAAUCAAAAGGUCAAUAGAUCUGAACAAAUUGUUGGAUGGUGGGCUACAGGUAAUGAGGUAACUACACAUUCAUCAACUAUACACGAGUAUUACUUGAUGGAAUGUAACAAUCCAGUACACAUCACUUUGGAUACAACAUUGAAAAACGAUAAUAUGGGUUUGAAAGCAUACGUUAGUACUCAAAUUGGUGUUCCUGGAGGUAAAACUGGGAAUAUGUUUAUUAAUGUACCAAUUGAAGUUACAUGCUAUCAACCCGAAACAGUUGGACUAAGCUUGUGCCAGAAAACUGUAGCUGUUGGACAGAAAUGUCAAGAACCAAUCGCUGAGCUGGUACAAAUUGAAGAGGCAUCAUCGAAAAUCUCAGAUCUAUUGGAGGUAGUUUUAUCUUACAUUGAUAAAGUGUUGGCAUCGAGUGAUUGUAAUGCAGCUGACAACAGUCACAUUGGUCGUAUAUUGCUUGACCUGAUGCACAGUGUACCUCAUGUGACACCUGAUCGAUUUGAAGAAAUGUUCAAUUCCAAUGUUAAGGAUUUGUUGAUGGUUAUUACUUUAUCUCAGUUGACCAAGACCCAAUUAGAGCUCAACGAAAAACUCACAUUACUCAGUUUGUCAUAA